This is a messenger RNA of Phasianus colchicus (ring-necked pheasant), 2273 nucleotides long. NCBI's taxonomy places the organism in Eukaryota, Metazoa, Chordata, Aves, Galliformes, Phasianidae. The record is from RefSeq and is a predicted model, not a curated record.
GGGGCACGGCACAACGUGGGGGGGGUGUGGGCAUGGAGAUGGGUUAUGGGUGGGAGAUAGCAUGGGGAUGGAGACGGCAUGGGGUGCGACAUGGGUAUGGGGUGGGAGAUGCUGUGAGUAUGGGUGCAGAAUGGGGAAGGGACACGGGUACGGGGUGGGAGACAGCACGGGGAUGGAGACAGCAUGGGGUGUGGGGGACAGCAUGGGUAUGGUCACGGUGUGGGGCAUGCAGCAUGGGGAACACAGCAUGGACAUUGCAUGGAGCACGGAACGCAGCACAGACGCGGCGUGGGCAUGGAGAACACCGUGGAUGUGGCAUGGGGGCAUGGCAUGGCAUGGACACAGCGUGGACACGACACGGGCAUGGAGAGUGUUGUGGACAUGGGCAUGGACACAGCAUGGUCAGACCAUGGGGGUGUGUGCACCCAGGCGCCCUGCUACUGCAUCAUCAUGGAGUUCUGCGCCCAAGGCCAGCUCUACGAGGUGCUGCGUGCCGGGCGCAAGGUCACCCCUUCUCUCCUGGUGGAUUGGUCCAUGGGCAUCGCCGGCGGCAUGAACUACCUGCACCUCCACAAGAUCAUCCACCGUGACCUCAAGUCACCCAACAUGCUCAUCACCUACGACGACGUGGUGAAGAUCUCAGACUUUGGCACCUCCAAGGAGCUCAUUGACAAGAGCACCAAGAUGUCCUUUGCUGGCACGGUGGCCUGGAUGGCACCUGAGGUCAUCCGCAAUGAGCCCGUCUCUGAGAAGGUCGACAUCUGGUCUUUCGGGGUGGUGCUGUGGGAGCUGCUGACCGGUGAGAUCCCCUACAAGGACGUGGACUCCUCAGCCAUCAUCUGGGGGGUGGGCAGCAACAGCCUUCACCUGCCCGUCCCCUCCGGCUGCCCCGAUGGCUUCAAGGUGCUGCUGCGGCAGUGCUGGAACAGCAAACCCCGGAACCGGCCGUCCUUCCGGCAGAUCCUGCUGCACCUCGACAUCGCCUCUGCCGACGUCCUCUCCACCCCACAGGAGACCUACUUCAAAUCCCAGGCGGAGUGGCGUGAGGAGGUGAAGCUGCACUUUGAGAAGAUCAAAUCGGAGGGGACGUGUCUGCACCGCCUGGAGGAGGAGCUCAUCAACCGGCGGCGAGAGGAGCUGCGGCACGCGUUGGACAUCCGGGAGCACUACGAGCGCAAACUGGAGCGUGCCAACAACCUGUACAUGGAGCUGAGUGCCCUCAUGCUGCAGCUGGAGCUGAAGGAGAAGGAGCUGCUCCGGAGAGAGCAAGCUCUGGAGAAGCGCUACCCCGGGCUCUUCAAACCACGGGCGCCGCGGGGGCUGCUGCAUGGGAACGCCGUGGAGACCCUCAUCAAGAAGCGCAACGUCCCCCAAAAGCUCUCACCCCACAGCAAGCGCCCCGACAUCCUGAAGCCGGAGGUGCUGCUCCCCAAACUGGACGCAGCCAUGGCGCAGGUGGCCCUUCCAGGCUGUCCCAAAGGCCCCCCCUCUCCAGGACGCAGCCGCAGAGCCAAAGGACGACACCGCAAAGGGGGGUCCCGGGGGGGCUGCGGUGAACCCGGCCCCGAAGCCGGACCCCCCAGAGGGCUGCCCGGACCCCCCUCAUCUACCGCUGGCCCCGACCUCCUGGGGGGCACUUUGGAAGCUGCGGGGGCCCCCCCGGUAGCAGAACCCGAUUUGGGGUCUGGGGGGGCGGUGGGCACCCAGGGAAGCCCCCCAGCGCAGCCCCCCACAGCUGGGGACAGCGAGAGGGACAGUGGUGCUGCUCGGGGGGGGCGAGGGGGGGCCGGGCAGCACCUGACCCCCGCGGCAAUGCUGUACCGUGCAGCCGUGACACGGGGACAGAAGCGGGGGGUGUCGUCGGAGGAGGAGGAGGGAGAAGUGGACAGCGAAGUGGAACUGCCGCUGCGGCAGAGGUGGGUGCAGAGUAUGACCAAACGGCAGUCGCUGUCGACCUUCAGCUCGGAGAAUUUCUCGGACGGGGAUGGGGACGGGGAUGGGGAUGAGGGGCACACGAGCGAACCCUCCCACAGCGCCACCCCCGACGUGGGCAGCACCAACACGGACGAACGCCCCGACGAUCGCUCCGAGGAUUUACUUUCGCAGGGCUCCGAGAUCCCCCUGGAUGCCGCCCCCCCCGAGGGUCGUCGGCACGGGGGAGGCAGCCCCAAGGUCUCGGAGGACUCUGACUGCGACAGCGCAGAACUGGACCAUUCGGGCAGCGCAGAGGGACCCCCCCGGCCUACAGCCCCCCCCGGCCUGUGACUUGCACC